GCCACCAUCAGCACCACCUCCGCCGCCGCCGCCGCCGCCACCGCCACCGCCGGCGGCGGCAGCAGCCAUUUCAUCUCCGCAGAAACCAGACACAAAAACAUGGCAGAAAUGGAGAAAGAGGGGAGACCGCCGGAAAAUAAGCGGAGCAGGAAGCCGGCGCACCCGGUGAAGCGGGAGAUCAACGAGGAGAUGAAGAACUUUGCGGAAAACACCAUGAAUGAACUCCUUGGCUGGUAUGGCUAUGAUAAGGUUGAAUUAAAAGAUGGUGAAGAUAUUGAAUUCAGGAGCUACUCUACAGAUGGGGAGAACCGGCAGCACAUUUCUGUUCUCAAAGAAAAUUCUUUGCCAAAACCAAAAUUACCCGAGGACAGUGUUAUUUCACCAUACAAUAUAAGCACAGGCUAUUCAGGGCUUGCCACUGGAAAUGGACUCAGUGAUUCACCUGCAGGGUCAAAGGACCAUGGCAAUGUGCCCAUUAUUGUACCUUUAAUUCCGCCACCUUUCAUAAAGCCACCAGCAGAAGAUGAUGUGUCAAAUGUACAAAUAAUGUGUGCCUGGUGCCAGAAAGUGGGAAUCAAGCGCUAUUCCCUGAGUAUGGGAAGUGAGGUGAAAAGCUUCUGCAGCGAGAAGUGCUUUGCGGCCUGCCGACGAGCCUACUUCAAGAGAAACAAGGCUAGAGAUGAAGAUGGACAUGCUGAAAAUUUUCCCCAGCAGCACUAUGCUAAGGAAACUCCAAGGCUUGCCUUCAAGAAUAACUGCGAACUACUUGUGUGUGACUGGUGUAAGCACAUAAGACACACAAAAGAAUACCUGGAUUUUGGGGACGGGGAAAGAAGGCUUCAGUUCUGCAGUGCAAAAUGCCUCAAUCAAUACAAAAUGGACAUUUUCUACAAAGAGACGCAGGCCAAUCUCCCAGCUGGGCUGUGCAGCACGCUCCACCCGCCGCUGGAAAAUAAAGCAGAAGGCACCGGGGUGCAGCUGCUCACUCCAGACUCUUGGAAUAUCCCGCUGACAGAUGCUCGGAGGAAGGCUCCCUCCCCUGUGGCUGCAGCUGGCCAAAGCCAAGGCCCCGGCCCGUCGGCGUCCACCACCGUCUCUCCAUCUGACACUGCCAACUGCGCCGUCACGAAGAUCCCCACGCCCGUGCCCAAGUCCAUGCCCCUCAGCGAGACUCCGAGCAUCCCUCCCGUGUCCGUCCAGCCGCCGGCCAGCAUCGGGCCUCCCCUGGGCGUCCCGGCCCGCAGCCCGCCCAUGGUGAUGACCAACCGCGGCCCGGUGCCGCUGCCCAUCUUCAUGGAGCAGCAGAUCAUGCAGCAGAUCCGGCCGCCCUUCAUCCGCGGGCCGCCGCACCACGCCUCCAACCCCAACAGCCCCCUGUCCAACCCCAUGCUUUCGGGCAUCGGGCCCCCGCCCGGCGCGCUGGCGGGGGGCGACAAGUCGGACCCCAACCUCAACAACCCCGCCGACGAGGACCACGCCUACGCGCUGCGGAUGCUGCCCAAGAGCGGCUGCGUGAUCCAGCCCGUGCCAAAACCCGCGGAGAAGGCGGCCAUGGCCCCCUGCAUCAUCCCCUCGCCCCUGCUCGGCGCCGGGCCGGAGGACCUGGAGCCGCCGCUCAAAAGGAGGUGCCUCCGAAUUCGAAAUCAGAAUAAGUAAAAGGAACGCUCACUCACAGGGUACGCUCAUGGAGAGGGCGCACAGCAAACCAUGUCACGCCAUCCAAUGACACCAGCUGGUCAGCUCACCACCCCCUCUGGCUAAAACUCAAGCAAAUAAAGCUGCUUCCUGUCAUUAAGCAUCUCAGAGGAAGCAGCCCUCCCUCAGUGGCCUCUAGCCCAGAGAAGCCAGCGCGUCUUGGACCCACCAAGCGGGCCCAGCCUUCCUGCUGCCACCAUCUCUGCCUCUCCCAGAGGAACUUAGGGAUUUCACCCCUGGUUUAAAAAUAAAUAAAUAAAUAAAUAACAAAACACCAACAAACCACAAGGACCAAUAUAGGGAUUCUGCCCGCCCUAUCUUCAAGCAACUGAGGCUGGAAGAUGAUACGGAUUGGAAAACAAAAAUCUUUUUUAAAUCUUUUAAAAAACUGCUGUGGUUUUGCUGCUACACUAAGAAUUGUGAUUUGCAUUGUAAGGUUCUGGACCUAAACUGUUCCUGUUUUGACGGCGGAAAGGGAGGGUCCUGGAGGCCCAGCCCUGCGGAUUCAUCUCUGUCUUGCCCAGAUGCACUUUUAAAUGAAGAGUUAGAAUAUUUUAUUGGCUAAUAUACUUUUCUUGUUAUUUUUACAAAGGCCACCUUUAUCCUUUUUGAUGCCAUAUUUUCAGUGUUACACUUUUAUGGCUUUUAAUUUUCGAUUUGACAGAUGUAAGAAGCAGCACGAAUAGUUUAUACUGUGGUUUUUCAGAGACUGAAUGCCAAGAGAACUCGGUAAAUGUUUAUUCUUCUCAGCUUUCUCUUUAAAUUCCCCUAAAUAGCGCCCCAUUUGGGAACAGAGCAAGAGUGUUGAACUGAAGACCAAAAUGCCCUCAAGGUGUAAAAUAAUCCGAGGGGGAAUAUUUGCUGGGCGUCACGAAAGACUUGGAUGAAAUUUCAACCCUGAUGGUUUUCGGUGAUCCAGGAAGUCAGUGAGACAAUCUCUCCAUACGCAGAGCCCUUUCAUGAUAAUAAGAAUGGUAUGGACAGACCAAUGAAAACAAGAGGGAAAGUGAGAAAGAUCACCCAUGAUUCAGUUUCACUGCUUGCUUUCUCCUGUCUUAGUUGAGAGAAAUGUGCAAUUCGAUCCUCAAUCAGUGGGUGGAGGAUAACAGGGUAGAUUCACUUGUGUGCACUUGUACAGUUGUAGCUGCGAGUCCAGAAGUCCUCUAGAGCAUGUGUACUGGGACUGAGUUGGUGAGAACGUUGUGGAGUGUCCCAUUCUGAUGAGUACAGAAAAAAAAAAGGAGAGAAAAAAAUCAAAAAAAAAAAGAAGAAAACUAAAAAAAAAAAAAAAAAA
Molecule: messenger RNA, 2989 nt
Organism: Carlito syrichta (Philippine tarsier)
Lineage: Eukaryota; Metazoa; Chordata; Mammalia; Primates; Tarsiidae
Gene: SOBP
Product: sine oculis binding protein homolog
Exons: 8
Coding region: 100-1656 (518 amino acids)
Biological process (GO): animal organ development
Cellular component (GO): nucleus
Source: RefSeq, a predicted model, not a curated record